AUGGAUGACUGUUUCAAAUGUUCAGAAGAUCAUUAUCCAAAUAAAGAAAAGACAGGAUGUAUCAUGAAACUGUUGGUCUUUCUAACUUUUGAAGAAACUUUAGGAAUUGGUUUAGCCUCAGCAGCUCUUUGUCUCUUCUUCUUGACAUCUUGGGUACUUGGAACUUUUAUUAAGGAUAGGGAUACUCCCAUUGUCAAAGCCAACAACCGGUCCCUCACCUACACCCUCCUUUUCUCUCUUCAGCUAUGUUUACUCUCCUCUUUGCUCUUCUUCAGCCAACCUGGCAAAGUGACCUGCCUUCUCCGGCAACCAACUUUUGGCAUCACUUUCUCUGUGGCCAUUUCAAGUGUACUAGCCAAAACCAUCACUAUGGUUGUGGCUUUCAUGGCCACUAAACCAGGAUCUCAGUUGAGGAAAUGGGUGGGGAAAAGAUUAGCCUUUUCUACUGUCCUUUCCUGCUCUCUCUUGCAAGUAUGUAUCUUUAUUCUUUCGUUGUCAACAUAUCCCCCGUUCCCUGAGUUGGACAUGCACUCAGAGCUCCAUGAAAUGAUUUUACAAUGCAAUGAGGGUUCACCAUCCUUCUUCUACUGUGUCUUGGGCUACAUGGGUAUCUUGGCCAUUGCCAGCUUUAUUGUGGCUUUCUUUGCCCGUAAAUUACCCAACAGCUUUAAUGAAGCCAAGUUCAUCACCUUCAGCAUGUUGGCCUUUUGCAGUGUGUGGAUCUCCUUCUCUCCAGCCUAUCUGAGCACAAAAGGCAAAGCCAUGGUAGCUGUGGAGGUCUUCUCCAUCUUGUCCUCCAGCGCUGCAUUAUUGGGAUGCAUAUUUUUGCCAAAGUGGUAUAUCAUUGUUUUCCGGCCUGAGCUAAACCAACGGGAACAACUUAUAAAAAGGAUGUAG
Molecule: messenger RNA, 897 nt
Organism: Ahaetulla prasina
Lineage: Eukaryota; Metazoa; Chordata; Lepidosauria; Squamata; Colubridae
Product: vomeronasal type-2 receptor 26-like
Exons: 1
Coding region: 1-897 (298 amino acids)
Biological process (GO): G protein-coupled receptor signaling pathway
Cellular component (GO): membrane
Molecular function (GO): G protein-coupled receptor activity
Source: RefSeq, a predicted model, not a curated record